AAAAAAGUUGCUUUGCAAUUUCGAUAUCACGGUACUGUGCUGCGAAUAAAUCGAUCUCUUGGGAAAAUCAAAGUUGACGCGAUUUGAAACUAACGUAAAUUCGUCGUUUUUGUCAAUUGUGAACUCGGUUUUUGCUACGCGAAUAUUACGUGUUUUCCUGUGUCGUUUCCACAAUUACACCGGUUACAACAUGGUGGUUGGCUGUGAUAUUCAACAUGAUACUCCGAUUAAUGAAUAACAUAAACUUAGAAGAUUUUAAAGAAGUUCGAUUUUUGAUAAUCGAAAAAUGGAUAAGACAGCAUGCUCCCAAACAUAUAAAGAAAUCGAUCAAAGCAUUGUCAAAAUCGAGAUGGAAUCUGAACAAAAUUUCAAGCCUGAAAAUUUAAAUAUCAACUUUGUGGAAGUUCCCUCAAUAAAAGAACACGCUGAUAUUACCAUUUUGCCAACGAAGAUUAGAGGUAGAGGUAGAGGUAGAGGCAGAGGAAGAAGCAGAGGUAGAGGUAGAGGUAGAGGUAAAUACAGCAACAAUUCACAAAUCUCAGCCUUGUCAAAGCAAAGUCAUUCCACGGAUGUGAAGGUAGAUUUGAAAACUUUGAAGAAGAACCGUUUUCGCCCAAUUCGGCCGAAACCUUUACAACCUAGUACUUCAACUAUACUGAGACAUAAAUUUGGAUUGCCAAUAAUGAAUAUGGCUACUUUACCAUCAAAUCGCGUUAUUCUACCAAGUACAAUGAAAGAAAAAGGUUACAUUGCACACGUUAGACACAUUACACUUUCAGAUGAAUCUGACAAGAUAAAAGAUAUCAAACCAAUUAGCAAUGAUAACAGUGACGUUUUUAGUAGCGAUACUGACAAUAAGACCAUUAACACAACAGUUGUCAACAGUAAGACCAUUAACACAACAAUGGUCAACAGUAAGACCAUUAACCCAACAGUUGCUAAUAGUAAGACCAUUAACGAUAGUAAUAAAAGUAAAACCAUAAAUAUUAUACCAAUAACUGAUGAAAAU
Mycetomoellerius zeteki is the source of this 1009-nucleotide messenger RNA. RefSeq lists its product as uncharacterized. The annotation marks the transcript as partial. The record is from RefSeq and is a predicted model, not a curated record. NCBI's taxonomy places the organism in Eukaryota, Metazoa, Arthropoda, Insecta, Hymenoptera, Formicidae. The transcript is spliced from 2 exons.